Messenger RNA from Oncorhynchus kisutch (coho salmon), 2053 nucleotides. Its product is annotated as transmembrane protease serine 9. Gene Ontology annotation, biological process: proteolysis. The coding region runs from base 57 to 1814 and encodes 585 amino acids. NCBI's taxonomy places the organism in Eukaryota, Metazoa, Chordata, Actinopteri, Salmoniformes, Salmonidae. Gene Ontology annotation, molecular function: serine-type endopeptidase activity. The transcript has 10 exons. The record is from RefSeq and is a predicted model, not a curated record.
GAGUAUAAAAGUAUGAACACUCAACAGGACUGGCUGUAGUGGUGGGCAUUGAAACGAUGGAAGUCUGCAAAGCACUCUGUUUGGUGACUCUACUAGUUACCCUCUUUUCAAAAGUGUCUCACUCUCAGUUGGAUGUGUGUGGAAUCUCUCCUCUCAACACUAGGAUCGUGGGGGGUCAGGAUGCUCCUCCAGGGAGUUGGCCAUGGCAGGCCAGUCUGCAGAGAUCUGGCAGCCAUUUUUGUGGGGGAUCCCUUAUUAACAAAGAGUGGGUACUGACUGCUGCUCACUGCUUUCCCAGCACCAGUACAUUAUAUUUGGUGGUCUACCUGGGUCGUCAGAACCAGCAGGGCUCCAACCCUAAUGAAGUGAGCCGUACGGUCACUCAGAUCAUCUGCCACCCCAACUACAUCAGGAGGACCAAUGACAACGACAUGUGUCUGCUGAAGCUCUCCUCCUCUGUGACUUUUACCAACUACAUCCGGCCAGUCUGCCUAGCUGCACAAGGCAGCUCCUUCUAUGCUGGCACUACUAGCUGGGUCACAGGCUGGGGCACCCUCAGCAGUGGAGGAUCUCUACCACAGGUCCUACAGGAGGUGGAUGUGCCAGUAGUGGGAAACAGGCAGUGUAACUGUAAUUAUGGAGCUGGCUCCAUCACUGACAACAUGAUCUGUGCUGGUCUAUCAGCAGGAGGAAAGGAUUCCUGUCAGGGGGACUCAGGAGGUCCGCUUGUGAGCAAACAGGGUACUCACUGGAUCCAGUCUGGCGUUGUGAGUUUUGGCAACGGUUGUGCUCUGGCAAAUUUCCCAGGUGUGUACGCCAGAGUUUCCCAGUACCAGACCUGGAUCAAGAGCCAGAUUACCAGUGACCAACCUGGCUUCAUCACCUUCUCAUCCAGUGGGACUGACUCUGACCUCAGUGUCACCUGCACCACCACCACCCCCCCUACUACCACACCCGCACCUGUGGUGUGUGGCAGCGCUAGCGCCUCUUUGAACUCCCGUAUUGGUGGGGGAAGCUCGUUGGCGACAGCAGGCUUGUGGCCCUGGAUAGCCAGCCUACAGAAGAACGGAGCACACGUGUGCGGGGGCACGUUAGUGGCGGUGGACUCUGUCAUGAGCGACGCUAGCUGCUUCUCCAGCCAGCCCAACACCGCUCAAUGGACCGUGAUCCUGGGUCGUCUGAAGCAAAACGGCUCCAACCCUAAUGAGGUAACCCUGAACGUCAUCAACAUCACCAUGAGCAACUUGACGGGCAACAACGUGGCCAUCCUCCGACUGGCCAGCCAACCCAAGUUAUCUAACUACAUCCAGCCUAUCUGUGUGGACCAGGGAACCAGCACCUUCAGCACAGGGACUAAGUGCUGGGUGGCUGGCUGGGGCACUGGCCAGGGUGGGGCUGAGCAAGUCCUGCAGGAGUUCCAGACCUCUGUGGUGGAAUGCAUGAAUGUUUCAUCUUUGGACAACAUUUGUACCGGACCUGUGACACUACUGCAGGAUGAUGUGGGUGGUCCUCUGAUGUGUAAGCAGGGCAACUCAUGGUUUCAGACUGCUGUGUUGACUGUCGAUAGCAGCAACGCCACAAGCAGCAACACCACUAGCACUAGUAAAGCACGAUGGAGCAAGAGUCCUCGCGCCUCCACCAUCCAAGUCUUCACCAAAACCUCCCGCUUUAAGAACUUCCUGGCUACCAAUUUGGGAACCCUCCUAUCCCCCGCCUUAGCUGGUGGCAGCAGUGGAGCUUCCAUGGCCCACUCCUCCUUCUCUCUCUUCCCCUUCUUCUCCCUCUCCUUUGUCCUCCUGUUGGGUUGGGAUUGACACUAAGCAACUCAAAGGCAACCAUUAUUGACAAGCCCGUUCCGUAACUUCCAACUAACCAAAAGUCAGUGACUGGCAGUGUGUCAAAGCAGAGUGUGUCAGAGUGUGUCAAAGCCAACGUUGAACUCAGGGAGCCUUCAUCUCCGGUCACUUGAAUUAUGAAUGUUUACAACUUCCCCUUUGUUUUUCUUUACUAUGUCAAAGUCAAUCAAUAAAAUAUAUUUUUGCUGUCACAAUUG